UCCAACCACAUGGACCCAAAUUCACCUUUCAUCUCUAUUCCACACUUUCCCAUUCAAACCAAUCAUCAUCAUCAUCAUCAUCAUCAUUCUUUGCUAUCUCUUCAACUUCACUGCUAGUAACUGGAGCUGUGUGAGCUCCAACAAUGUCCCUAGUGGCUGUUUUCCCACGUGUGUCUUUGUUAAGCCUUUGCAAAACCAAUAUCAAAUGUUGUAGUCCACAACCCACUAACCACUUUAGCUGCUUCUCUGUCUGUCCCAGGUUGUCUUCAAACCACAAUAUAAAUUCUCAUGUUCCUCUCCUCUUGAGAAACAGAAUUAGAUGCUUUAAACAGGAGGGUGAGGAAAAUGAUGAGGCUUUAAAAUCUAAGGAUAUACAAGAUAAACAAGAUAUAUUCAAUAAUGAGGUGCAAAUAAAUGGUAAAGAUGGAAAUAACAAGGUGGAGAUCUCGUUCCCAGCUAUGAUAGCAAUUGCAUUGGGCGUAGCUGUAAUAGCAACAUUAGCAUCCAUUGGCCAGCAGCCUAUCCUUGGAUCGCGAUUUGGUAUGCAGAUUCUAUCCGAAGGUUCUUCCCCUUCAGCAGUUGCUCCAGCCACUGCUGGUUUCACUGUCAAAGCUUUUGGAUUCAGAGCUACACUUCCAGAAUAUGCACCAGGAUGGGUCUACUUCUGGUUGCUUAUGGCUGCAGGUUGUGGACUUUUCAUUAGUGAGGAGGCUUUAAAUAUUUGGGUUGGCAUAUCAAUAGCAAGGCUGCUGUAUCUGGAUGGAACAUGGCAGUCCUUUGCGGAAUCUUUCUCGAGGAAUGCUUCAUACAUCGUAUCAACAGUUCUCUGGGUUUACUGGGGAGUGUGCAUUAGCGAUCUGAUACCCUUUUACUUAGGGAAGCUUUUCAGACGGUCUGGUAUAUCUGGUGAUGUUUCUUCAAGGUUAGGAAUUGGCAAAGAGAAGGCUUUGGAGAUCACAGGCGUGGUACAAAAAUAUGGCAACCUUGUAGGUUUUGUUGAACGAUUCUCUCUUGGAGUAAGAAACCCUACAGCUUUCCUAGCAGGCGCCUUGGGUAUUUCUGAAGAGUGUUUUUUUGCAGGAGUCUUGUGUGGGGGACUGUUCACACUUCCCAUUCAGCUUGGAAUAGGAUUCCUUUUGAGGGAACGCCCUAUAUUUGCUCUUGCAACUGUCGCAACUGUAGUGGGAAUUUGGACUAUUUUCCCAUAUGCUGUGGCUGCUUCAACUGCUUUAUUCUUUUAUCUCAGAGGCCGAUACUUCUCUUAGUCCUUUGAUUGCUUUGUAGGAAUAUAUAGAAAUAUUGGUUCCUGAUUUGUAUAUGCAGAUAAGUGACCUGUUAAAGUUAAUUCAACCAUUUAUUGAACUGCUUAUUUUACCAUAGGUUUUAGUGAGCUUGAACCGGUUUGUGUUAUAGGUGAUAAUCAGUCACACUAUGGCUGAUUAGCCAUAUUUACUAGGCUAGUGGCCAGUCUGAUUCUUUUGUAAAUGCAGAACAAUUGAGGAGUAAUUCCCCUCGUGGUAGUUGAGUGUAUUUUAAUAAAAAAAGAAAAAGAAAAAUGGCUUGUU
Molecule: messenger RNA, 1565 nt
Organism: Gastrolobium bilobum
Lineage: Eukaryota; Viridiplantae; Streptophyta; Magnoliopsida; Fabales; Fabaceae
Exons: 10
Coding region: 144-1265 (373 amino acids)
Source: RefSeq, a predicted model, not a curated record